AUGCUCAGCCCAGGGUGGAUUUUGGGUCGGGGGGCUCGGAGGGGGCUGAGCUCGGGGGUCUCCCCCGGGCCGGGGGGGGCUCGGCCGUUCGAGGAGAUGCCGAGGGCGGGGAGGAACCGCUGGGUGAACCUGCUGAGCCUCUGGAGCCGGGGGGGCUUCCAGGAGUUCCACCGGCACAUGGAGCGGGGCUUCCAGCGCCUCGGACCUGUCUACAGGGACACUGUGGGGUCCCUGGACUGUGUGAACGUGCUCCUGCCCGGGGACGCCGCUCAGCUCCUGCGGGCAGAGGGACCCUUCCCCCGCAGGAUGGGAAUCGCGGCCUGGAGCGCGCACCGGAGCCUGAGAGCGCAUCGCUGCGGGUUGUUCCUGCUGAACGGCCCCGCGUGGCGCUCGGACCGCCUGGCUCUGAACCGGGCCGUGCUGUCUCCGGCCGGCGCUCGCCGAUUCCUUCCCCUGCUGGACUCGGUGGCCCGAGACUUCGCCGAGUCCCUGCGGGUUCGGGUCCGGGAGACCCCCGGGGGGGCUCUGACCAUCGACCCCCACCCGCUGCUCUUCCGCUUCACCCUCGAGGCCAGCAGCUACGCUCUUUACGGGGAACGGCUCGGACUUUUGGGGGGCUCGGAAGUUUGGGGGGCUCAGAGAUUUUUGGGGGCUCUGGAGGAGAUGUUGAAGACCACCCUGCCCCUCCUUUUCCUGCCCCCCUCUUUGCUGAACCUGCACCCCCCGAUCUGGCAGCGUCACCUUCGUGCCUGGGACGUCAUUUUCCAGCACG
Molecule: messenger RNA, 772 nt
Organism: Cinclus cinclus
Lineage: Eukaryota; Metazoa; Chordata; Aves; Passeriformes; Cinclidae
Product: cytochrome P450 11B, mitochondrial-like
Exons: 4
Biological process (GO): cellular response to peptide hormone stimulus; cholesterol metabolic process; cortisol metabolic process
Cellular component (GO): mitochondrial inner membrane; mitochondrion
Molecular function (GO): iron ion binding; steroid 11-beta-monooxygenase activity; heme binding
Source: RefSeq, a predicted model, not a curated record